CCACUAUUUGCUUACGGAUAUGGCAGGAUUCGACAACUCGGAGUCAAAUCAGUGAUGGGACUACCUGGAGAUAUGAAUCUUGAAUUAUUGCAUUAUAUGAAAGAUACCGAUCUACGUUGGGUUGGUAACUCAAAUGAGCUCAAUGCGGCCUACGCUGCUGAUGGCUACUCGAGAAUCUCAGGAGGUCCUGGUGUUUUGCUCACGACGAUGGCUGUUGGGGAACUGAGCGCUAUGAAUGGUAUUGCGGGCUCUUAUGCCGAGAAUGUAAAGAUCAUCCAUGUUGUUGCUGCAACUGGGAAGAUGGCGCAAGAAAGUAAAGUGGUUAUGCACCAUACAUUGGGUUCUUCUCCCAAUCAUAGAAUAUUCGAGAAAAUGUCAGCUCCUGUCAGAGUAGCCCAUUGUUACCUCGAUGACGAGAAGAUCGCUGCGCAGGAAAUCGAUAGAGCCAUCCACGAGUGCCACAUCCAAUCUCGACCAGUAUAUAUCUACGUUCCAGUCGACAUGGUCCAUAAAUCCAUUUCUUCGGCCACCCUCGAGCAACCUCUGUUGUCAUCUCGGCCAGAGAGCCCAGAGAGCACCAAAUUCCAGGACUCUGCCUUAGACGCAGUUUCUUCCGCCAUCUAUGAAUCCAAAAACCCAGUCCUCUUAGUCGACUCCCACGUUAUCCAAUUUGGCGCCAAAGACAUCGUCAGAGAAUUAGCAGAUAACCUUCAAUUCCCAGUCUUCUGUCCGUUCAUGGGAAAAUCCAUUAUCGAUGAAAAGAAAACGUAUUUCUAUGGAACGUACAAUGGAAAAUUCUCCUACCCAGGGAUCCAAAAAGCGGUUGAAGAAGAUAGUGAUCUUGUUAUCCAUCUCGGUCCUUUGCCAACCGAUAUGAACACCGGGGGAUACACAGCUCGAGUCGACCCCAAGAAGUUGGUAUCGGUCGAAGAAACAAAAGUCAUUGUCAAAGGAGACGUAUUCGAGAUUGUGUACCUUAAAUCUUUCAUCACCUCCCUCCUCUCCUCCCUCAACGCCACCAAACUCCCAAAACCUCAUCCUCUCACAAUAUCACCGCCUCCAGAGCCAGAAGAUGCAACCAGCACCGAAAUUACACAAUCCUACCUCUGGCCGCGCCUCGGAACCUUCCUCCGCGACGACGACGUCCUCUUCGCCGACGGCGGAACCACACAUUUCGGGCUCCAAGACGCUACGCUCCCCGAUAUCACGUACGUGAUGCAGAACCACUGGGCGAGUAUUGGGUAUGCUACUCCGGCUUCUUUUGGUGGUGCUUUGGCGCUGCAAGAUAUAGGCGUGGGUGGAAAGGGAAGAGGAAGGGUGGUUUUGAUUACUGGGGAGGGGGCGUUGCAGUUGAGUGUGCAGGAGGUGGGGAGUAUGGUUAGGGAGGGGUUGGAUGUGAUUAUGUUUCUUCUCCUUGAUUUUACGCAGGCUGAUAGAGUAGGUUACCAUGACAUCGCGACCUGGGACCAUAGGCACAUGCUGUCUUUCUUUGGAGUUCCAGAUGGAGAGAAACGUACACAUCAAGUCAGAACAAAAGAGGAACUGGAGACUGUGCUUGGAUUGCCGGAAAUGAUAACUCCGAAAGGUAACCAAGUUAUAGAAAUUUAUGUAGAUAAGAUGGACUUUCCAUGGAGACUGAAAGCUUUUGGGAAAGCGUAUAGGGAUAUGAAGGGUUGA
This is a messenger RNA of Mollisia scopiformis, 1677 nucleotides long. Its product is annotated as pyruvate decarboxylase. Gene Ontology annotation, molecular function: magnesium ion binding; carboxy-lyase activity; thiamine pyrophosphate binding. Lineage: Eukaryota; Fungi; Ascomycota; Leotiomycetes; Helotiales; Mollisiaceae. The record is from RefSeq and is a predicted model, not a curated record. The transcript has 7 exons. The annotation marks the transcript as partial.